AGUUUUUUGUGUUAUAUUGUGACUUAAAAGUUGUUUUUUGUGUAUCCUGUAGGACCUCAUUUGUUGGCGGAAGGAUUAAAGAUGUACUACCCACCACUACUCAGGAGUUUUAAGUGGUGAAUUUGAACAGUGUUAAAACAGAAUGAAGGUUUCUGAAAAAAGUAGAUGGCUAACACAUUAUAUUUCGGGCAUCAUUUGACUUGUAUAGUGUUGAUGUAUAAAGUUGAAGACUGUAUAUUAUUCAUCAGGAACAGUUGAAUCCAGAAUUAAGCCUUAAAUGUGACUAAUUUACUAUAGAACAAAGAGUACGUACACUACCCUAUAUCGAUACAUUUUUCUUAGUAAAAGUAGAAUCAUCGAAAGAAAAAGGAAGUUUAAAAUGUUAAGAUGUUCAUACAAUUAUUGUCCAUCCUGUGAUGGCAUGUGGUUUAUAAUAUAUAAGUAUUGUAUAAAAAGGAAGUAAAUUGAUGGUGGAAGUUUUCAUAGUUUUUCCUUAUCACAUCAGUAAGCCACUUUGGAUUCAUAAGAGAACAGUUCAGCUACCGCAUGUGAUAAUAACAUAUUCAGUUUAUAUAACCGAAAAUGAAAUUUGGUAAAAGUAAAGCGGAUCUUCCUGGAUCAAGUGAUUCUGCUUUGUACGAAAACACAAAUAUUUUGACAAUUAAUACUUUUGCCGGAACACAGAUAACGAAUAUUGAAGAGGAAGAUUAUGAAACAAUAGAUGUAACAAUAAAACCAAAGGAAGUUCAUAAUUCACAUGAAAGAAAAAAGAAAAACGCGUCUAAUGAUGCAAUAGAACCAAUAGAAGUUCCGGAUUCACAUGAAAGGAAAAAGAAAUGCGCGUCUAAUGAUACUCUAAAGCGACUGAAAUGUAGGUUUAAUGUAAUGACAGUGCUGAUUACUUUUGUUAACAUCACUCUGGUAUCGUUGGUUAUAGUCCUCUUUGUGACAAAGAGUUCAGUCGAUAGUCAUUGGGCACAAUGGUCAAGCUGGACCUCGUGUGACGUAACAUGUGGUAAAGGAAAGUAUCUACGGCUACGAACGUGUACAAAUCCAUUGGCUACGACAAAUGACUGUAUUGGAGAAAGCUUGCAGACUGGUGAAUGCACAAUUGGCAACUGUACAG
This is a messenger RNA of Ruditapes philippinarum (Manila clam), 1126 nucleotides long. RefSeq lists its product as uncharacterized. NCBI's taxonomy places the organism in Eukaryota, Metazoa, Mollusca, Bivalvia, Venerida, Veneridae. The transcript is spliced from 2 exons. The record is from RefSeq and is a predicted model, not a curated record. The annotation marks the transcript as partial.